Molecule: messenger RNA, 7025 nt
Organism: Patiria miniata (bat star)
Lineage: Eukaryota; Metazoa; Echinodermata; Asteroidea; Valvatida; Asterinidae
Product: tight junction protein ZO-2-like
Exons: 26
Coding region: 201-5477 (1758 amino acids)
Biological process (GO): cell-cell adhesion; protein localization to cell-cell junction; cell-cell junction organization
Cellular component (GO): bicellular tight junction; plasma membrane
Molecular function (GO): cell adhesion molecule binding
Source: RefSeq, a predicted model, not a curated record
UAUAUUUGCAUAAGCUAACGGUAGAUGGCGAAUUUACCUUUAAUUUACAUACAAGUAUCAUGGCGUCUGUGCGGGAAUGAUCAUGCGUACCCCACGAAACGAUAGAAGACUUGUAAUCUAGUUCUGAGCAGAAUAUUCAACAGAUUCAACUAAGUUGGAAGUAAUAACUCAGAGAAGUCGCAGCAUUUUUUCUGACCAUCAUGGAUGAUUUGGAUGAUCCAAUGGCGAGAGCCUCCCCGAUGGGGGGCUACACCAAUGGGUACGACUCGGGGCCCAGUAUGAGCAGGAGCCGGGGAAUGUUCAAGCCGGAUGGGAUGAUAGACUUGUCCAUGGAUGAUGAUAACAUCGUGGACCCGAUCCUUGCAUCUAUGGAGAAGACAGAAAACAGACAUAUUCCCCCACCCCAGCAGCAACCUAGAGGGCCAUCACCCGAUAUGCGAGGGCCAGCCGGUCAACAAUACGGCCAGCAAUACGGCCAGCAAUACGGCCAGCAGAUGACCAGUCAACAAUAUGGUCAGCCACCGCCAGAUAACUACCAAUACAAUAAGCCUCCCAGUGAGCCUACAUGGGAAUGGCAAUAUGGACAUGUCCGACUUGAAAAGAGACCAAACUGUGGUUUUGGACUGGCAGUCAUCGGCGGCAUCGACAAACCCACGCCUGCUGGGGAGACCGCCAUCAUAGUCUCGGACAUCCUGCCCAACGGGCCUGCUGACGAUAGACUCAAAAAAAAUGACAGACUGUUGAGAGUCAACGGCAUCAACAUGGACAGCGUGGACCAUGCCGUGGCAGUAGGGGCACUGAGAAGCGCUGGUAGCACCGUGGACAUUGAUUACAGACGGAAGAUACAGAGAAUGCAGCCCACUAGUAACACAAGUACGCUGUCGGGCUACGGCCAACAGCAGUACAACAACCGCGACUACAACCGGGACCCCUACCAGAAGCCCGGAGUCCAGUCCACAUCCAUCGACGGGCCCUACACCCCUUCCGUCAGCCAGACCACCCAGUCCAAGCCCCCGACCAGCUGGUCCGGCUCGCAGCGCUCCCUGACCCCCUCGCAGGGCAGUCGCACCAGGGAGACGGUCGUGCUGACCAAGAGUCGCAACGAGGGCUUCGGGAUGCAGCUGGGCUGGAAGCUGUUUGUGCAGGGGCUGAGCGAGUACGGCGUGGCGGCCAAUCAGGGGCUCGGCAAGGGAGACACUAUCGUUAAGAUCAACAACUACCCGGUGGAAACCCUGAGCCUGGCCGACGCCAAACGCCUCAUCCAGACCUCGGGCAACUCCCUCGACCUGGAGAUCAUCCGGGAGCCCCCGGCUGCCGAGUUCUCCACGCCGAAGUACGCCACGCGCAGCGUGGACCGUCUGGACCGCCUGUCCAUCGGCGCGGGGAGCGAGGGAGUGAUCCCCCAGCAGUCACAGCCACAGUUGCAGUCGCAGCCGAGGGGCGGCUACGGCCUGCCGGGGCAACAACAACAACAACUCGGGGCUGACGAGUGGGAGCUACCGCCCCUUCGCCGGAGUGAGAAUGCGAUGUUGAGCAGGGAGACGGAUGACCCCCUGGCCCCGCCCAGACCGCCCCUACCUGGGGAGGAACGUGAACCAGAGAGGUUUAAUUUGCCACCACCUCGGCCACCAAGCCCAGGCAAGCAAGAAUUCAUGGGCAUCUCGGAGGAGGUCGUGGAAGGAGAAGAUAGGCUGAUCUCCUUCCGGAAGGGGAAGAGCGUGGGUCUGCAGCUGGUCGGCGGCAACGACUCCGGCGUGUACGUUGCGCGCAUCCAGCCCAACAGUAAUGCCUCCAUGGCGACCGGCCCCAACGGGGACAGGAUUCGUGUUGGUGAUCGCAUUGUGGACGUGAAUGGAAUCAACCUCCAGGGCAAGACCAAAGAGGACGUGAUUCUUCUGCUGCUUGGUAUCCAUGGCGACGUGCAUCUUGUUCUUCGUGAAAGCUCGGCUUUCAAGCUCGUCCUUCACGGCGGCAUCGGCGACCGUUUCUUCAUCCGCGUCCACUUCAACUACACACCGCUGUCGCCGGGCGAGAUGAGCUUCACCAAAGGGUGCGUCUUCCGCGUGCUGGACACCAUGCCGGAAGGCGUGGUGGGCCAGUGGUACGUGCUGAGGCUGGACCGUACCAAUGUGGCCCUGGAGAGGGGCAUUGUCCCUAACGAGAGCAGGGCCAGCCAGCUGAACUCAGCUGCCCAGGUGGAGGAGGCCAUGGCCUUGAAGCCCAUGAACUACGAGGGGCGUAAGGCCAAGUUCAAGCGUCUGGGCAUGAGGACCAGCAUGCGGGGCAAGACACUCAUCAAGGACCACUGGGAUGAGAUCAUAUUCGGUGGCACUGUGUUGAAAUUCCCUGGCUACGAGCGUGUGAUCUUGAGAGAAGUCGGCUUCACUCGUCCGGUCAUCAUCUUUGGCGCAAUGGCUGAUCUGGUUCGAGACAAACUCCUCCAGGAAAUGCCCGGCAAAUUCGAAUCACCUCUGAUGAGCCACACGUUGGACAGUAGACCAGGGCAACCGAUGCAUGUCAGCUCCCAGGGAACCAUCAAGCUGCACGCCAUCAAAGACAUCAUGGACAAGGGCAAGCACUGUCUGCUGGACAUCACCCCCAACGCUGUAGAGCAGCUGAACUACGCCCAGUGCUACCCGAUCGUCAUCUUCCUGAACGCCGAGAGCCGGGCCCACGUCAAGGAGAUCCGGGGCCAGUUCCUGGGAGAGGGCAGAGAGAACAAAGGGUCUCGCAAGUUCUACCAGACGGCCAAGAAGAUGAAGAAACACUACUCUUAUGUGUUUACAGCCAUGAUUCCAGUGAAUCCAGACAGCAUGUGGUACAGUCAGAUUAAAGAGGCCGUCCACAUCCAACAGAACCGCAAAAUCUGGGUGUCUGAAGCCAAGCUGGGCCAGGACUUUGACAUAGACACCACGCUGAACGUGAUUGGUACGUUGGAGCUCCCGCCAAACUACGACAGCGACGCGGAGUCCAUGACCAGCUCCAUGGCCAACGACAGCAUGGUGGAGUCGGACUUUGAGCCAGUGUCUCCGACCGAGUCGACCCGGGACGACAGUUUCAACUUCAAAGAGGAGGCCUUCGAGAAGAAAGAGGAGUUACCAGUGUCAGCUGGUGCUCCCCCAGCACCGCGCUACUCCUCGGACGAAGAAGCCGAAAAGCCCGUCACCCGCAGCAGUCGCCCUCGCCACAAGAAGCGAUCGGACAAGCAGCGCAGCGAGCCCCGUCCGCCAAGCAAGGAGCGGGGACUGCUUGGCCGGUUCCCGUCCCUCAGCCGCUCCAACUCUCUGGGCCGGAACUCGGAGUUCGACGACGAUGAAGACGAGGAGUUGGACGACGGCGGCAACGCCAACAAGUACAACGUGGACUCGCGGAGUAAAUACUCAGAGAGGCUUGAAGGGGCCUGGACCCCAACGGAGCGGCCCUCCCGGCGGGAGCACAUGCGGCGACGCGAGCUGAUGGAGAAGGAGAAGAAAGCUCAAGAAGAGGAGGCGGCUAUACGAGCUGAGAAGAUUAACGCGGUCUCCUCCCAGCCAGGCAUCCGCACUGCUCCCCUGCCGGGUGCUGUUAAGCUGCCCCAGCUGGAGCAGCCGCCACAGAGAGGACAGCGCCCAGCGCCUGCACCCAAACCGGCGCCUGCACCCAAACCAGCGCCUGCCCCCAAACCGGCCAUCAGCAGACCUACCGCGCUCCCUCCCGCUGUGCCGGUUACCAAACCCCAGCCUAAGCCCCGGGAGCCCCCGAAAGAGACCACAUUUGGGUUGAAGGAAACAACGUUUGGUGUUGACGAUGUUAUCGAGACAAGCCCCGUUGUGACGCCAAGCGUCAGGGAAACCACAUUCAGCGAGCCGGACGGGAGUCUCCAGUGGGGCCUGGAGUUCGACGGGCCCAACUUGAUGGAGGAACCCCAACUCCUAGCGGCCCCACCCAUCCCGCCCAAGCCGGCGACCGCUGCCGUCGCCGAGCCCGUCUACGCCUCGGUGCACAAAGACCGGCCCCAGCGUGGCUCGGACGCCUCGGAACCAGCAGCUAGCCUAGAUCUCCCAACUUACAGCUAUGAGCGGCCAGGCAGGUUGGACUCCCCGGAGACCGUAGAGUGGAAGAGGCCUGAACCUCCCCAGCCAGUAAAUGGACUGUACUCCUCGGACGAGCCGGCCCCAUCGUGGCAGGUAGAGCCGGAGAUCGAACAGCGCCCUCAGCAGUUUCAGGAAAGCGCUCCGCGUGCCUGGGAGGUGGAGUCGCCGUACGCUGAGGUGGAACAGCCCCGCGAACAGCCCCGCGAACAGCCCCGCGAACAGCCCCGCGAACAGCCCCGUGAACAGCCCCGCGAACAGCCCCGGUAUGAGGAGAGACCGCAGUUUGCCCAACCGCCAGAGCCGCAGAUGGUGAGCGUCAAGACCACGUUUGUGGAGUCGCAGGUGCAGCGCGUGGACCGCAUCGAUGACUGGGACCAGCCCCAGGGCCGCGAGUCGCCGUCCAUCAUGGCUCAGGUCCAGGGCAUGGAUUACUCCGAGCCUCCCUCAACCAAUGACUACAAGAGACAGAUGCAAGAUGCCUUCACCAAAAUCCACAAAGUCAAGGUUCGGGAGAGUCCUCGCGGCUGGGAGCGCGAACGGGAACUGGAUUACCCUGUCGGUCGGAGCAGCCCAAGCAUCGAGCCCGCCAGACAGGAACCCCAGCAUGCACCGCCACCAAGCCGUGAACCCCCCAACGGUCUCUCAGACUCCGCACCGUCGGACACGGACAAGUACGGCUACAUCCCAGACGGAAAGCCAGACCCCAAACCCAAGAAGGCUCCCUACGACCGCCAGUCUUACAAGGAGUAUCGGGAGGCCUUCUUCAAGAGGUCCAAGUCCCCCGGCAGGGAAUACCAAGAAAACCUGUAUGCUCCCAAGGGAUGGUCAAGCAGAUCCAAGAAAGAGAACAACAAUCCGGCGUCAUUCUGGUCCAUUCCUAUCAGUGAGGACAGCCUGAAGGCCGACGAGGGUCACGAGGUCCUGGACACAGCCCGCGGCUUCUUUGACCACAACGGCGGCGUCCUGUCCUCGGUCAAUACGGGGGUCAGCAUCGUCAUCCCUAAAGGGGCGUUACCGGAGGGCAUCAGGCAGGAGAUCUUCUUCAAAGUCUGCCGGGACACCAACAUGCUGCCGCCACUGGACAAGGACAAAGGUGAGGAACUUCGCCCGGUUACAACCGAUAAUCCUCACGGUAUUGAGGCAGGCGUCUAUUUAGGUGAGACCCUCCUGAGUCCCGUGGUGAUCUGCAAGCCUCACGGCCUGAAGUUCCUGAACCCCGUAGAACUGCGACUGCCCCACUGUGCUUCCAUGACACCUGAUGGUUGGUCCUUCAACCUCAAAUCUAGCGAUGCUGGCACCGGAAAUGCCCCAAGCGAGUGGGAGAACAUGGUCAUACCAGGAAGCGAGGAGAGUAAAUGCCAGGUCAACGCCAACAGCGUCUCUAUCUUGGUUGAUCACUUCUAGAGAUUAUUUGUGGGUUUUUAAAGUCCAGUCCUGGAAACUGUACAGUCCAUUUUUUCAUGUUUUUUUUUCGCCAGCAGAAAUCUUCAAAAUUACAAAAUAGGUGAUAUUGCGAGCGAAAGGGAGUAACACUUAAACUAACUCAGAUAUUAUAAGUCACUGUUGGCCCUUUUUCCCCCUGAACUGAAAUUAAUGGAAGAUCAAAUCAGAAUUAAAUGUGGUGGUUUUUUUUUAAGGAAUAAAUUUUGCCUUUUGAAGGUUUGGAAUUUUAUCUUUGUUGUUAUUACUUGGGACCAAGUCUGACAUGGGACGUAAUCAGAAAGUAUUUUUGCUUCAAUUGAAAUUCAAAUGAAAUUCAAAUCUUUUGGAAAUUCCCCUCGAAAGAGGUUCCGUUUUCGUUGGAAUUUUGUAUUUGUUCGGCCUACAGAUUUGACUCAUAGCUCAGUAUGCAUUUAAGAAUGUAGAUUAUCAAUCUUUUCUGUACAUUAUUGGAUUUCAUUCCUCAUUUGAUGAAUCAUUCCUAAACAAUGCCACAUUUAAUAUCAUUAAUGAAAUGCAGUCACAAUGUGACAUGCGUGCAUUUCGUCAGUAACAAAACGGACAUGUUGACAUUAGUUUUGUUAAGAUAAGUUAGAUCCAAAGUGCUGAAUUGCAGUCGUCGAUAACUACGAAACAAUGUCUCAAAUGAAACAAGGAGUUUCUUUGAUUUCGCGUCACUUUGUAACACAGAAACCUAGCUUUUAUGAAACAAUUUAUAUUUAGUGUGUUUCAGUUUGUUACUUAAAAUGACAUAGACAGGACCAUGUCACAUGUAUACAUAGUAUCUAUUAUUGGCAAAUAGUGUAUUCAUUUAAAACCCAUUCCACGGCCGAUACUGUGUUUCUGUAUGCACGUAUUCAGUCUAUCUUUUGUCCAUUGCCUAUUUAGUCCGAGAUUUUAAACUGUUUGCAUGUCAACUAUGAAACGGACGCAAAACAGACUGAUCCUGCGUUUGGAAAUGGUUCUUAGUGUUGUUUCCCUUAAGUUUGCUAGUUUUUGUAUUAUAAAAAUACCAAAGCAGUCGAAGUAUCCAUGUUUGUAUAUUAAUCAUCAGCAGAUAUGAGAUGUAGUCUACAUUAACUUUUACGUUUGAUGUUUCUAACGGGGAAAAAAGGUUACUUUUUUUUGUUUUGAUCUCACAUUUGAUGCUUGUAUAUAAUCCUUGUAGCUGUAGAAUUUCCUUGGAAAGCGAAUGUUUGAAAAAACAAAAUAUGAAUUUAGAGGUGUGUUUUUAAAUGCAAUGUAAUUAACUGUAGCGAGAUGGGGAAAAAAUCAUCUUUUGUACAAAUUUUAAGAAACGAUAGACACUUUUUGUCUCGAGAAAAAUCCAAGCAUAUAGGAAAAAUCUAUUUUGUAAGCAAACCACGUAUGUUUGGAAAUUUUUUACACUGUUAAUGAAUGUCAUUGGAGGAAUUUAUUUUAAUAUGAACUCUUGGAGAAGUCAUUUGUUUGUUUAGGUCGCAGUCAUAGUCAACUUUUAACGAAGCAAGAAUUAUGUUAUAGCCAAUUUGU